Kogia breviceps (pygmy sperm whale) is the source of this 3810-nucleotide messenger RNA. NCBI's taxonomy places the organism in Eukaryota, Metazoa, Chordata, Mammalia, Artiodactyla, Physeteridae. The record is from RefSeq and is a predicted model, not a curated record.
AUGCAGAAGAGAAAUUCCCUGAGAAGAAAAGUAUCGAGGGUAUCUACUCUGAUCUUUUGGCCCCAUCUGGUGGCUUCAGGUCUGACUGAACCAAGUGCUGCUCCGUUAUCUCCUCCUGCUGGUGAGAAUUGUGGGGUCCAACCGCCGGCCUGGGAGAUCGCUUUUCCUGAGGUGGCUUUUUCUGAAGGCGGUUAUACUGAGGAGAUUAUCCUGAGGCGUUUUUUUCUGAAGGCGGAGAUCGCAGCUGCUUGGAAAACGUGUUUGCACACAGUCCAAAUAUCACCCCCGUACACAAGCCCACUUUGCCAAGGCGUUCCUCAAAUUCAAAGGGAAAUUGAAGUGCCACUGCCACUGCCACCCCAAUGCUCCAGAUGUGAGACUAAGAAAUCUCAGUCCAGCAAAAUUGUGCCCAGUGAUCAUGGCGCAUCUGAAAAGAGAGAGGAGAAUUACCAAGCAAAGAUAUCUCCAUCUUCACCUCAGCGACCACUCAAAAAGAGGUCAGCUUUUGAAGAUCUCAUCAACGCUUCUCAAAGUCAACCUGCCAAGCCCAAGAAGGAAGCCAGUAAUGAGUUUGUUAAAGAUGUUUCCAAGGAGAUAAACAGGAACACACCUGCUCGUGGGUAUAAACUGGAACUCUCACCAGUAGUAGUCUCAACCACCAUGGUACCAAAUAUUAUAGACAAACCGCUCAUUCUGGAGAUAUCUACCAGCUCCAAGACACCCACUGCUGAGGAGGCAUCUCUUUUCAAAAAGCCAUUCAUUUUAAAGGAGGAACCCACUAUUGAGGAUACAAUCCUCAUCAAGAGGUCAUUAAAAAAGAGCACAAAUCAGGGGGAGGUGUCCCUCUUAGAUAAGCCACUAUCCUUGCAGGAGGAGACUGACAGUGAUGUUGUAGAGCCAAUGACUUUUGCGAAGAAGAAGAAGCCUAAAACUGAGGAGGUGACCCCCACCAAGAAGCUGUUAUCUUUAAAGAAAAAGUGUACCACUCAGGGGAAAAUGUCCUAUAUGAAGAAGCCACUAGUAUUGCAGAAGGUCACCUCUGAAGAGAAGUCACUCGCUAAGGAGCUGUUGUCUUUUGAAAGAAAGCCUACCACUGAAAAGGAGUGCCUUUUCCAGGAGCCAUCUGCAUUGCCAAAGAAGCACACCACUGAACAAGAGGUGUCCAUCUUGAAGAAAUCAUUGGCCUUGCAGGAGAAGAUCGACACUAAAGAGGAUUCCGUCUUUAAGGAACCAUUGGCUUUUAAGAAACAACCUACCACAGCAGAGACAACCCUCACCACAAGGCCAUUAUCUUUAAAGAAGAAGUGCACUACUCAGGGGAAGAUAGCCCACUUGAAGAAGCCAUUAGUAUUGCAGAAGACCAUCUCUUGAGAGAAGGCACCCAUUAAGGAGUCAUUGUCCUUUAAAAACAAGCCUACCACUAAGGAGGAGUCCCUCUUCCAGGAGAUAUCUGUGUCGCAAGAGAAGCACACCACUGAUGGGGAGGUUACCCUUUUGAAGAAGCCAGGGGCAUUGCAGGAGAAAAAGGAUGGUGAAGAUGAAUUUCUUAUGGAGCCAAUUUCCUUGAGGAAGAAGCAUACUACUAAGGAUGCAACCCUUUCCAAGAAGCCAUUACCUUUAAAGAAGAAGUGUACCACUCGGGGGAAGAGGUACCACUUGAAGAAGCCACUAGUAUUACAGAAGACCACCUCUGAAGAGAAGUCACUCAUUAAGGAGCCGUUAUCCCUUAAGAAGAAGCCUACCACUAAGGAGUCCCUUUUCCAAGAGCCAUCAGCAUUGCAGGAGAAGCACACCACUCAGGAGGAGGUGUCCAUCUUGGAGAAGCCAUUGGUCUUGCAAAAGACUCCAACUGAGGAGGAGUCCCUUUUAAAGGAGGCUUUGGCUUUUAACAGGAAGUGUACCAUUGAGGAGGCAACCUCCUCUAAUAAGCUGUUAUCUUUAAAGAAGAAGUGUACCAGUCAGGGUAAGAUGUCCUGUUUGACCAAGCCACUAGUAUUGCAGACCAUUUCUGAAGAGAAGUCACUCAUUAAGGAGCCAUUAUCCUUUAAAAUAAAGCCUACCACUGAGGAGGAGUCCCCCUUGAAGAAACCAUCUGCACUGCAAGAGAAGCACACCAUUCAGGGGGAUGUGGCCCUCUUGAAGAAGCUGUGGGCAUUGCAGGAGAAUAUAGACAGUAAAGAUGGAAUUUCUUAUGGAGCCGUGUCAUUUAGGAAGAAACAUACCACAGAUGUGGCAGUCUCUACCAAGGAGUCAUUAUCUUUAAAGAAGAAAAAGUGUACCACUCAAAUGAUGAUGCCUAUCUUCCAAGAACAGUUGGACUUGUAGAAUAUGAUUGGUGAAGGUAAGGACUCCUCCUUUAUGGAGCCAAUGUCAUUUAGGAAGAAGUCUUCAACUGAUGAGGCAAUUCUUACCAAGACACCGGUAUCUUUAAAAAAGAGGCAGAUCACUCAGGGGAAGACGUUCCUUUUAAAGAAGCCACUGGUCAUAGAGAAGACUACCUUUGAAGAGGAGUCACUCUUUAAGGAGCUGUUGCCGUUUAAAAAAAAGUCUACAACUGAAGAGGAGUUCCUCUUCCAGGAUCCAUCUGUACUGAAAGAGAGACACACCACUCUGAAAGAGUGGCUUCUUCUCUCAAAGAAGCCAUUGGCCUUGCAGGAAAAUAUCACCACUGAAGAAGAAUCAUAUAUUAAGGAGCCACUGACCUUGGAGGAGAGGUCUACCACUGAGGAGAUGCUCCCCUUUUAGGAGCCAUUUUCAUUGCAUGUUAAACCUACCAACAAAGAUGAGUCCCUCUUCAGGAAGUCUUUUGCCUUGCAGAAGAAGACUGAUAACAAAGGGGACUCCUUGAAGGCACUGUUGGCUUUGCAGGGCAAAAGCACCACUGAAGAGGAAUUCCUUUUCAAGAAACCAUUGGUUCUGAAGGAAGAGCGCUCCACUGAGGUGGCAGUGAGCAUAGAGGGGCAAUUAUCUUUAAAGAAGAAGCCCACUGCUCAGGGGGAGGUGUUCCUCUUGAAAAAGCAGUUGGCCUUGCAAGAAAACAUCACCAGUGAAGAGGAAUCCCUUAUUAAGCAGCCACAGGCCUUGUAGGAGAAGCCCAGGAUUGAAAAGGAGACCAUCCUGAGGGAGUCCUUGACCUUGCAGGAGAAUCUCACAAUUGAGGAGGAGGCUAUCCUGAAAGACUUGUUUUUCAAGGAGCCAUUGGCCUUGCAGAAGAAUCUCACUCACAAAGAAGACACCUUUCUCAAAGAUUUCAUCAUCCUCCAAGUUGAAACCAGCCCACAUGUGUCCACCACUGCCCCUGACUCUAAAACAGGCUUGUCCAGCACUGUCACCAUGCCCAGUGUGGGCAAGUUCAGUACCAGCCAGUCCAGUAUUUGUGAAUCCAGUUUCAGUAAAUCUUUCUCAUCUCAGGACAAGAGAUCAGAGAAGGAGAUGACCCCACUGGAGGAUAUUGACAAGGACCACAGUGAUCCAUUUUUCAACUCAAUAUAUGCUAAGGAUAUCUUCAGUUACAUGAAGGAGAGAGAGGAGAAGUUCAUACUUAAAAAAUAUAUGACCAGGCAGACUGAUAUCAACAGUGACAUGAGGGCCAUUCUCUUGGACUGGUUGGUGGAGGUGCAGAAAAGAGUUAACAUAACAGGCAUGAUGCUGCUAGCCUUAGAAAGGCCUGUUUGCAAGGUUGCCCUUUGGCUAGCAUCUGGGAACUUGAUUGGACUUCAUUAUGAUGUUGAUAGGAUUGGUAAGAGUGGACAGCCUUGCCUUGUCCCUGAUCUUCGGAGUGAAGCAGUUAAUCUUUCACCAUUAGUAUGA